AUGCUGGGGGGAUGGAGGGGAGGAGCGGAUAUUACCGCUGUGGAUCGUACGUUUGGCCCGCUUUUAGAAGACGAUAUGCGAUUUGACGACGACGGUCACGGCGACGACUGCACGAGAACAAAGCGAGCCGAUCUUUGUUAUGAGUUGAGGGUGCAGUGCUUCGAGGCAACUGUACGACAAAUUCUGAUCGGCACACUGCAAAGACGCGUUUUUGCCGGUGAUGGUAUUAUUCCGUGGCCAAGCUCACCGCCUCACCGAACAGAUGACAAAAAACAGGGCACGCCUCGUCGAGAGUUCCGCGACGUGUCGGGUUUCAUGGUCCUGUCGCAAGCUGUCCGGAUCAAUUUCGAGCUGUCCGACGAGUCAGGGGCUGGCGCCUGCCUGUGUUUGGGGAGUGCAUCUGAUACACACACCGCUCAACUGGCGUGCUCUUGGUCAGGCUUUCGACGGGUCUCCUGUCGCCGUCCGGAGGACAACCAGUUGUUUCCCCCGCCGGCAGUGUGCGGCAACCGACCCACCGUUUGUUCUUCUUCUUACCGAUGCUUGAAUGCGUACCAAUUGAAAGGUCGCCGUGAGAACGUGCUUUUCUCAGUGACAACCGGAAGCGCGGACUCACCCGAAUUUUAA
Molecule: messenger RNA, 627 nt
Organism: Soboliphyme baturini
Lineage: Eukaryota; Metazoa; Nematoda; Enoplea; Dioctophymatida; Soboliphymatidae
Source: the annotation of a GenBank genome assembly